This is a messenger RNA of Naegleria gruberi, 2286 nucleotides long. RefSeq lists its product as uncharacterized. The record is from RefSeq and is a predicted model, not a curated record. The transcript has 2 exons. NCBI's taxonomy places the organism in Eukaryota, Heterolobosea, Eutetramitea, Acrasida, Naegleriidae. The coding region runs from base 1 to 2286 and encodes 761 amino acids.
AUGUACAACCACCACCAACAACAACUUUUUGAAACUCUCCUUGGUAACAAUAAUCUAGUCACCAAUAAUGCAUCUAUUGCAUCCCCUCAGCAACAACAUCUUCCAUCCACCAUCACCAAUAACAUUCAAAACUAUUCAUCCAACCACAUUCACCCACCUUCAAAUAAUAGUACUUUUACGCAACCAAUAAUUAAUACCAACCCUAUUCAAUGUUCCACUCAAAGUGUCCACCAACCUAUUCUUGCUGGUAGUGGUGGUAUUACAACUCAUACCAAUACUCCAAGUAUCACGAAUGAAUCUCUUCUCCACCAACAAUUAUUGUACAACCAAUUGGUUUUAAUGAAUCAAGCUUUGAGUCAGAAUAUUCUAAUGAACAUGACUACACCCAAUAAUAAUAAUAAUAACAAUAUACCUAACCACCAACAAACCCUGUAUAAUCAUGGCACAAGUAUGAUACCAUCCAAUAAUUCAACUUCAAUGGUUGUAGUCAACAACUCUGUUCAACCGCCAAGUCUUCUUUCUGUACUAUCUUCAUUGACAGCCACCAAUGUAACUAAUAAUACUGCUACUCCUCCUCCUCAACAACAACAACCCAUGCCUUCAAUGAACCACAAUGGUGCUAUUAGUAGCAAUAAUUUAUUGAUGAGUAGUACUCCACAGCCCUACACGAACUCUAUCAAUAAUAGUAAUCAAACAAAUAUUCAACCAACAAGUAUGCUGAGUGAAUUAAUGUUAAUGGGGACAAGUCAAUCAUCUCAUAAUUUACAUCAAGAGAUGGAAGAUGUUGCCAAGCCAUGGCUUUUCAUGUUGGAAAACAUGCUCAAACAAAGACCAACAACUGUCCAAACCUUAUCCUCAAUGAACCAUCUCAACGUAGCAAACAAUAAUACUAGCACAGUUCAAAAUAAUAAUACCUCCACUAACUAUUCGUUUCAACAUGAUUCAUUAAUUAAUGGUAAUAGUCAUAUAUCAACAAAUGAUGCAACAUUCUCCGAUAGUCAACAACCUCAGUACAGUGGUUUUAGUAGGGAGUCUAAUUUGUCACCUUCCAUCUUUCAAGAAUUGGAUGAUAUCAUUGGAAGUAUUGAUCCAAAUGUUGAUAUUUGUGAAAAACUUUCUUUUGAUUUUAAAAAGGAAGAGAAAUCAUUCAAUGUCAUUGUAAAACCUGAAAAAGUUGAUUCAAAUACCUCCUCUCUAUCCAUCAAUAAUGAGACAAUGGAACCAUCCACACAAGUUUCUUUUACUGAGGAAAAGAAAAAGAGAAGCAAAAGAACGUGGUGGUCAAGGAAGAGGCGUUCUGAUAAUUCAAUUGUUACAAUUGUAAAGGCAGAUUUUGAUGGUAUUGCAUUAACACCUCACGAGAGAUGUUUAUGUGCCCUGUUAUCAAAGGCUGUACUUCCAAAAGAAGACUUGAAAUCUCUAAUAACUGGACCAAACUCUAUUACACUUCGUUGUAUCAUUUCCAAGUGGCUUUUUGGUAAAUUAGAUGUAUCUACUUCUUCUUCAGCUGAAGAAUCAACUGGCUCAGAUUCUCAACAAGUGGCACCUCUCAGUAUGGUUUGUGAUCCAAUGGGAUUUACAGUUAAUAAGAGUGCUAAACCAACUAGACUUUCAGUAUUUGUUAAUGAUACUUUAAAAUUGAGAAUUAGACCUUGUGCUUUUGAAAAAUCUUCACUCUUUAGUAGUGAUGCUAUUAUUGCUGACAUUUCAAUUUUCGAUCAAAACAUGAUGAAUCUCUUCAUUGGCAAUUAUUCUAUUGAAAUGAGAAGUGCUCACUAUUUAACAGGACUUGCUGGGGGAUUAUCAAAGGAAAGUGAUCUCUCUACAACAAAUAUUAUGAACACUCCAGAUAUUUGUAUGGAGCUAUUAUCAGAGAACUCAAUUAUUCAAUUCACAGAAGAUGUCUCAAAGAAUAACAACAAAUCAACAAAUAGUUCGGAUGAACCAUUUGAUGUUUGUGUCUCUGUGAGACGUGAUCAUCACUAUAAGGUCAAACUCCCUCCAAUUAAAGAAGUGAGCAUGAGUCUUGGCUUUGGAAAUACCUCUCCAAACUCUGCACUCAAUAAGAAGAUUAGUUUCAUUCAGAUAGUUGAAACUGAUUCACAAAGACCAGUUUGUAGAUCAGAACCUUUUUGGUGUAGAAGUAAGAGCAGAGCAGAAAUGGAAAAGAAACAAAAUAGAGAAGCCAUGCAACGAAAAACUGUAAAGAAAGAUGGUGAAAAGAAGAGAAAACCAAAAUCUCCAUCAGAUCAAGAAAAAAAGAGAAAACUGGAUUCAGAUGAAUAA